AUGGACACCACUCAACCAGACUGGUCCACUCUCCCCGCACUUUUCCUCAACGCCAUCGCUAAAGGCCUCGCCACACGCGUAGACAUCCUCUCUUUCCGUGCCGUCUGUAACUCAUUCAAGGACUUUCCUUUCCCAUCAUUUGUAUCGUCAAUCUCCUCUCAACUCCCUCAAGAAACUUCAGCUUUUGUUAACACCCAUGUGGACUGGAAGGAAACCCCAGAAGCUCACGAGUUCAAGGCUGAUCUUUCAGGGCUCAAGAAAGAGGAAGUGAAGGUGGAGAUUGAAGACGAUAGGGUGCUUCAAAUAAGUGGAGAGAGGAACAUAGAGAAGGAAGACAAGAAAAAGAUAGAAAAGAUGGAAGCAAAGACAGAGUAA
Messenger RNA from Pistacia vera, 375 nucleotides. Its product is annotated as 18.1 kDa class I heat shock protein-like. Gene Ontology annotation, biological process: protein folding; response to salt stress; protein complex oligomerization. The record is from RefSeq and is a predicted model, not a curated record. The coding region runs from base 1 to 375 and encodes 124 amino acids. The transcript has a single exon. Lineage: Eukaryota; Viridiplantae; Streptophyta; Magnoliopsida; Sapindales; Anacardiaceae.